This is a messenger RNA of Macrobrachium nipponense, 7247 nucleotides long. It is a transcript of the gene Nipped-A, whose product is annotated as transformation/transcription domain-associated protein-like. Gene Ontology annotation, cellular component: nucleus; NuA4 histone acetyltransferase complex; SAGA complex. Gene Ontology annotation, molecular function: protein binding. Gene Ontology annotation, biological process: regulation of DNA-templated transcription; DNA repair. The record is from RefSeq and is a predicted model, not a curated record. Lineage: Eukaryota; Metazoa; Arthropoda; Malacostraca; Decapoda; Palaemonidae.
UCAAGAUGUAUUUGCAUUCUAAAUGAUCAAAUAGAUUAAAGUGAGAGAUCCAUUACAAUGGGACCUGGUGGUGGGUCAGUGGGGCAUCAUGGCCCCCAAGACCCAGUUGCACAGAUGAAUGCCUUUAGGUCAUAUGUCUCUAUGUUAGCAGAUCCAAGUGCCAAGGAUGAAAAUAAACUCAAAGCUGCUCAGGCACUUAGUGAAGACCUUGAGGCCAUUGUUGCUUCUCCUCAAUACCCUUCAUUUUUGGAACAUGCAAUGAAGAUAUUUAUAAAGAUCCUCAGUGAAGGAGAUACAUUAUUCAUAUCGGAGUAUAAUAUACAGCAACUGCGAAAAUUGAUUUUGGAAAUGAUUCACCGACUUCCAAGCAACGAACAGUUGAAACUGUAUCUUCGGCCAAUCUUAACCCUAAUGUUUCGUUUGCUGGAGACUGAUAAUGAAGAAAACGUAAUGGUUUGUUUGCGCAUCAUCAUUGAAUUGCACAAAACCUUCAGGCCUCAGUUCAGUCCAGAGAUUCAGCAGUUCCUCCAGUUUGUGAAGAACAUGUAUCGAGACCUGCCAAAUCAUAUGAAUAAGAUAUUUGAACCAAGAUCCCCAAUAAGAGUAAAUGAUCUAAGUGAAGUAAAUGUGGAAGCUUUGCUUCAGGAGACAUUUACCAUCACUCCAAUCCAUACAGAGAAGAAAUUGCAAGAUGGUACAGCUAUAACAUAUUAUUUAGAAUUGCUCACUAUCGCUGAAAUUGUUACUGGAGAAUUUUCACUGCAGGGUAACAGUGUGAUCUUAGAACUAGAUGUGAAGAAUGUAGAGGAUUGUUCUUUGGAUUUUAUGCCAGAAUAUGUUAGAUAUAGGGAAGAUGGGAAAGUGAGAUCAUCCAGAGCAUUCUUAACUAUAUGUGAUGAACAUGGAACCCUGCCAGUUUAUAAACCAAAGAUUUUAUGUAAUAGGAUUCCUCAGCAAAAGCUGGAAGUGGCAGGUGAAGCCUGGAGCAAUAACCCUGGUUGUUGCCACAGAGUAUCUACCAUGGAAAGGAUGACUGCUAAUGGUGACUCAAGUGAUAAGCCCCUUACAGGUGUAGCAACAGCAGAUGAUAGCAGUCACCAUGGUAAGGGAAAGUACAUCAAUCACUAUACUUCUCAGUUGAGGAAGCAGCUUACACUUGAAAGGAGCAGGGAGAGGUUGACAGCUGCAGGUCCUACUCCUUCACAGGAAUACUCUUCAUACCGAGAAGCCACAGUUGCACUUGUUGGUUCAGUAGGGAAGGUAGCCAUCAAACGUGCUAAAAGAGAAUGUGUGAGACGCACUACACGAGAAUUGCUACACAUCACAUCACUCAAGCAAUGCAUCGGCUUGGCUUCACUCCAACAGCUAACUUGGAUCAAAGGAGAUUGGCUGUUUGACUUAGCUGAAGUUUGCAUCAAGUGGGAGGAGCAAAGAGUGAAGGAAGAUGCUGAUAGUGAUAGUGGGUCAGAAAGCUUGGUUACCCAUUUACAGCAACCUGGUGGAAUCAAACGAUCUUCUUCAACUGAGGGACCAGAUGCAAAACGAGCUCGUGUAUCUGUUGGAGGCAGCUCUAGGGGAAGCAUUGAUAUGAAUAAACCAAUGGAAAAGACACAAGCAGAUGCUGUGUACUUUCUGCUUCGACUUGCAUGUCAGGUUAAUGAGAGCACUACUACACCAGGCAUGGUUGCUCCUGGUGAGGCAUUAUCAGCACGUUGUGUAACUCUUUUGAAGAGAGCUCUUAAGCCUGAUAUGUGGCCAAAUGCAGAUCCCAAAUUAGCCUGGCUGGAUAAACAUUUCUUGAGUUUAGAAUCAUCCCAGCCUAACUUAGCUAAUGUUUGUGUUGGACUAGAAGUUUUCACUUAUCUAAUUGGUACGUUGAGGAAAGAGCAGAUAUUGCAAGCAAUGCGUGGACUGAAGCGGGGUUUAGUGGCUUGCAUGACUUACAGCAAUUCUCGUGUAGUGCGUCUCACACAUUCUCUUUUAGCACGUUUGAUGGCUACCUUCCCUACUGAACCAACAAGUGCAACUGUGGCUUCUCGGUAUGAAGAGCUGGAAGAUUUGUAUGCUCAGAUAGCAAAAAUAAUAUUUGAGGGUUUAUCCUCAUAUGAAAAAAGUGCUAGUGCUCCUCCAACCAUGUUAUUUGGGACUUUGAUGAUACUGAAAGCAGCGUGCCAAAACAACCCUUGCUACAUUGAUCGACUGAUCAUGCCCUUUAUGAAGGUUUUACAGCGAAUGGCAAGAGACCAUUUAAGUCAUACAGCUACAGAUAAUAGUGCAGUUGGAAGUGAGCUGUUGAUUCUCUCGUUGGACUUGGUCAAAAAUCGUGUUGGUGUCAUGGGUGUUGAAAUGAAGAAAGCUUUUAUUGGCACAAUCUUGGUUGGUCUUAUUGAGAAAACCCCUGAUGUCAAGUUUAUGAAAGCUAUCACAAAGAUGGUGGAAGAGUUAAAGAACAAGACACCAAUAGCCAUCAAUCAGGGCCAGUUAAGAGAAAAGUCAAUCUUGCUGGUCAAGUUAAUGCAGUAUGUAGAAAAAAGAUUUUCUGAGGACACUGAGUUAAUGGCUCAGUUUUUGGAACUUGUGAUUCAUGUGUAUCGUGAUGAAGCAUUAAGAAACACGGAAUUAACAGCAAAGUUGGAACCAGCAUUUUGUUCUGGUUUUAAGAUGUACACAAUCCACCAUAUAAGAGCCAAAUUUUUCCAGGUGUUCCAUGAAAGCAUGCAGGCACGUGUCAAUGAUCGGCUACUCUACAUAAUAUGCUCCCAGAACUGGGACCACAUGGGCCCUCACUAUUGGAUUAAACAGUGCAUUCAAUUGUUGUUGGUCACAGCUCAAAGUAAUCCAAUACAAAAUAGUAACUUUCAAGUCCUCCUCCCUUGUGUAACGGCUGUAAUAAACUGGGCUGAUGCAGCAGAAAGAGCCAACUUUUCAGUGUUUGCCAGCAUCAAAGAAGAGACUUCAGACCUUGAUACGGCUCUAGAAGGAAGUGUAGAAAAGGAGGUAAAACCUCAAUCUGUCUCAAUGCCAUUGGAGGAUGAAAUUGAUAUGGAGUUAUCUUCAGUCCCUGCUGAUGGUUCUUCUAAUAUAGAAGGAGCUGUAAAGGUGCAAAGCAACCCUAAAGCCAAUCUACAUCUCCUCCUGUCUAGACAGGCUAAAUUUAUGGAAGGUGUUAAAGAAGUGUAUACACCUCAGUUCUUAGCAGCUGUAUCUCAGUUGUGUCACAUGGAUACCAACCUUGGAGAGUGGGUGUGGCUGCAGUUUUUCCCAAGGCUUUGGAAAAUUUUAUCAGAAAAGCAGCAACAGGGCAUAGCCAGUGAAGUGAUACCCUUCUUGUGCUCUGGGUCUCAUGUGAUUCAAAAGGAUUGCCAUCCAUCAGCAUUACAUACUUUUACUGAGGCUUUGGCUCAGUGUCAGCCACCUGUUGUGAUUAGACCUGCCAAUAUGAAGUACUUAGGUAAAAGCCAUAACUUGUGGCACCGUAUGACACUGCUUCUUGAGCAGCUAGCUUUGGAACAAGGGGCUACUACUAGUCCACGUGCUACAAAGAAGGAUCUUUAUGAUUCGUAUGACCUUGAAUCAUAUGCCAAUCCUCAACAGGAAGUGCUUGACUCAUUAUCGGAAAUGUACUCAUUGCUGAAAGAAGAAGAUCUCUGGGCUGGCUUAUGGCAAACCAUUGCUUAUUAUCAGGAGACCAGAAUUGCUGUUACUUAUGAACAACAUGGGUUCUUAGAACAAGCUCAGGCUGCUUAUGAAUUGGCAAUGUCAAAGGCACGUGCUUAUAUUGCUGUGAGGCCAGCACCUGUGAAGCUCCAGUCUGAGAUGAAGCUUUGGGAGGAAAGAUGGAUAAGGUCCGUUUUCAGAAUGAACCAGUGGGAUCUUGUUCAGGAAUAUGGAAGCAGUGAUGCAUCUGGGAAUUCUCUUUUAGUUUUGGAGAGCUCAUGGAGGGUACCAAAUUGGGCUCGAAUGAAAGAAGCAUUGGCUCAUGUUGAGCAGUCAUAUCCAAAAGAGUUGGCUUGGAAAGUUAACCUUUAUCGAGGCUAUUUGGCUAUAUGUCAUCCUGAAGAGGAGCACUUGAAGCUGGUUGAAAAACUAGUUGAAGCAGCAACUGUCCUUUGUAUUAGAGAAUGGAAAAGACUUCCUCAUAUCGUGUCACAUAUUCACCUACCAUAUUUGCAAGCAGCUCAACAGGUUAUGGAACUACAAGAGGCUUGUCAAAUUCACCAGGGAUUAGUACAUGGCCGUACAAACUCUCUGCAUGAUAUGAAAGCUAUUGUAAAGACAUGGCGGAACAGAUUGCCAGUUAUUGCAGAUGAUCUUUCGCAUUGGUCAGAUAUCUUUACUUGGCGUCAGCAUCAUUAUCAAUUUAUUGUCAAUCACUACACAGAUUCAGGAGAGAAUCAAAGUAUGCUAGGCGUGCAUGCUUCUGCUCAAGCAAUUAUUCAUUUUGGCAAGAUUGCACGAAAGCACAAUUUGAGUAAUGUGUGUCUGGAGUCCCUCUCUAGAAUACACACCAUCCCUUCUGUACCUGUGGUAGAUUGUUUCCAGAAAAUUAGACAACAGGUCAAGUGUUACCAUCAAAUGGCCACAGCAACAGGAAUGGGGAAGAAUGAGCUUCAAGGGGGUCUUGAAGUGAUAGAAUCAACCAACUUGAAGUUCUUUAACAAGGAUAUGACAGCAGAAUUUUAUGCCCUCAAAGGAAUGUUUUUAUCCCAGUUAGGUCGGAGCGAAGAAGCCAACAAAGCCUUAAGUGCUGCUGUACAGCUUCAUGAUACACUUGUAAAAGCAUGGGCCUUGUGGGGAGACUAUUGGGAAGCACUUUUCACCAGAGAUUCAACGCAUAUAAAUCUGGGCGUUUCUGCAAUCACUUGCUACCUCCAUGCUUCUCGUCACCAGAAUGAAUCCAAGUCUCGUAAAUAUCUUGCAAAGGUACUUUGGCUGCUAAGUUAUGAUGAUGCGGAAGGAAGUUUAAGUGAUGCUGUUGACCGAUAUUGUGUUGGUGUACCACCAAUUCAGUGGUUGCCUUGGAUACCUCAGCUUCUAACAUGUCUAGUUCGACCUGAAGGAAAGGUGAUAAUAAAUUUGUUGAACCAAGUUGGACGAAUGUUUCCACAAGCUGUGUAUUUCCCCAUAAGAACAUUGUACCUAACACUGAAGAUAGAACAACGAGGGAGGAUAAAAAGUGUGGAUCCUGCUGCAGCAGCUGCUGGUCAGAAGACCCCACAACAGAAUCAGGCACAGCAGUCUCAACAGCAGCAGCAAACUCAAGCAGGAGCACAGCAAACUACACAAGGUGCUCAGCAGCAAGGAACAGAAGCUGUUGGCUCUAUCAAAGCAACUGAACCAAUGUGGCGAUGUUCACGUAUCAUGCACAUGCAAAAGGAAUUACACCCGACUGUAUUAGCAUCUUUAGAGGGCAUUGUUGAUCAGAUGGUGUGUUUCCGUGAAUAUUGGGAUGAGGUUGUUUUGCGGCAGCUACGACAAGCCUUGGCAAAGUGCUAUGCAGUGGCAUUUGAAAACUCUGGAGCAGUGUCAGAAGCAAACAUCACUCCUCACACACUAUCUUUUGUCAAAAAAUUGGUGUCAACGUUCGGUAUUGGAAUUGAAAAUAUCAACAGCUCAGUCAGUGGUGGAGGCCAGUAUGCUAGUGCAGCUUCCGAGUCUCUUGCUCGUCGAGCACAAGCAAUUGUGCAGGACCCUGUAUUCCAUAAAAUGAAGGGUCAAUUCACUACUGACUUUGACUUUUCUCAGUUAGGAGCCAUGAAACUCCACAAUCUUAUUCACAAACUCAAGAAGUGGAUUAAGAUUUUAGAGGCUAGAGUUAAAGUUUUACCCAAGUGGUUCCUGAUUGAAGAAAAAUGUAGAUAUUUAAGCAAUUUCAGCCUUCAAACAGCAGAGGUAGAACUGCCUGGAGAGUUCCUUCUUCCAAAACAUUCCCAUUAUUACAUCCGUAUUGCUCGAUUUAUGCCAAGGGUGGAUAUUGUCCAGAAGCAUGGAACUGCUGCAAGACGUCUUCAUAUAAGAGGCCACAAUGGAAGAGUUUAUCCAUACUUGGUGGUGAAUGAUUAUUCUCUGAGCGAUGCAAGAAGGGAAGAGCGUGUACUACAGUUACUGAGGAUGAUGAAUCACUUCUUUGCCAAACAAAAGGAAACAAGUCGGCGACUAGUUAACCUGAGUAUCAGUAGGGUAGUGGCUGUUUCACCACAAAUGAGGCUAGUUGAAGACAAUGUUUCAUCUCUGUCGUUGUUGGACAUAUAUAAGCUGCGUUGUGCUAAAAAACAGUUGGAGCCUGAUACACCAGUUACAAGAUAUUACGAGAGACUAGCUGCCGUUCAGGCACGUGGGUCUCAGGCCUCCCAUCAGGUGCUACGUGAUAUUGUAAAAGAAGUUCAAAGUGCAAUGGUGCCACGCACAAUGCUAAGAGAUUGGGCACUAACUACAUUCCCUAAUCCAACACAUUACUGGACGUUUAGAAAGAUAUUAACAGUACAACUAGCCUUGAUUGGUCUUAUGGAAUACCUGCUGCAUUUGACAAAACUUUACCCAGAUAUGAUGUAUAUCCAUCAAGACUCUGGUCUAAUCAAUGUGGCUUAUUUCAAAUUUAAUAUUGACGAUGCUAAAGGUGAAUUGGAUGCCAAUCGUCCUGUGCCAUUUAGGUUGACACCAAAUCUUGCUGAGUUGGUUACUAGUAUCGGAGUGUCGGGACCAAUUACUGCAUCCAUGGUAGCAACUGCUCGAUGUCUUGCAACACCAUCCUUCAAAGUUAGUGCACUUCUUCGGGCCAUCAUGAGAGAUGAAAUAAUUACAUGGCAUAAGUUCUCUAACAUUUUCCGGCAGCAGAGACAGGAGGCAGGAACGGCUGAAGCCACGCAAGGGUCAGGCACUAUGGAAGGUGAAGCAUUGAUAUCAAGAGUCAACAAAGCAGUAACUGCUAUCACAACUCGUAUCCAGUCACUUGCAUCCAGUGAUGGUGCUGAUAGUAAGGUUACUCAGCUAGUACGAGCAGUAAAUUGUGUAGACAAUUUAUGUCGUAUGGACCCAGCUUGGCAUCCUUGGUUGUAGUGUUUGUACACUUUUCCUCUUGUAUAUUUGUAUAUGUGUAAAUUUUUUAACUAGUCUUACAGAGUAAUAUGUAACAAAAUGAAAAUAGUAAAUGGAUAUUUAUUUGUAUAUAAAAUGACUGUAAAUGCUACACAGUAUGUAUUGUGGUCAAAUUUUUGUACUAGGUGUUUUAUAUUAAACUUAAGAAAGGA